ACCAUAAUCCAAGAACGCAUAUAUACACAAAAAAUAAUGUAUUGAUGAGAAUGCAUUUUUAUUGAAUGGAGAGAGGAAGUAAUGCUGAUAAUAAAAAAAAAAAAGUCUAUGUAUAAAUAUGAAAGAUAAAUAAUAGGUAGAAUGUGUAAUAAUAAGAAUAAUAAAAAAAGAGGAGUAUAUAUCUACAUAACGGUAUUGACACGUCUAUAUUUGUUGGAGCCAGGCAUUGUAUUUUUGGGACCUUGUGAACAUAACCUUUUUACUUGUUCCACAGCCUUAAUAUUUUCCAAUUGGAUAGCCUUGUUGUAUAUGGUCAAAACAUCCUUUAGUUGUAAUGGUUUCAGUUCACCGCCUUUGAUAAAAGAAGCAUUCAAAAGUUGAACAGCAUAAUCUAAUUCAUUUGCUCUAUUGUUCAAAUAUAAAAAA
Molecule: messenger RNA, 426 nt
Organism: Halteromyces radiatus
Lineage: Eukaryota; Fungi; Mucoromycota; Mucoromycetes; Mucorales; Cunninghamellaceae
Exons: 1
Coding region: 142-381 (79 amino acids)
Source: RefSeq, a predicted model, not a curated record